UGGCCUACAAAGAUCGCAUUCUAUCACCGCAACAAUUAAAGAAAUUGUCCGAACAUAAAUACUCAUGUACGAAUUCAAGUUUAAUGGAUCCAUGGCUACAGCCCUGGUGGAAUUGGCUGGUAUCAAAAACUCCACUGUGGUUGGCACCAAAUCUAAUUACAAUUGUGGGUUUGGCUGUAAAUAUAAUUACAACUUUGAUAUUGGUCGCUUAUGCACCAGAAGGCACAGCCCCACCGCCACGAUGGACCUGUCUACUCUGUGCCGUUGGCCUAUUCAUUUAUCAAAGUUUAGAUUCCAUCGAUGGCAAACAGGCAAGACGUACAAAUACAUCAUCACCAUUGGGAGAGCUGUUCGAUCAUGGCUGUGAUUCGAUAUCAACAGUAUUUGUGGCAUUAUCAGCAUGUAUAUCAUGUCAGUUGGGUCACUAUCCCAAUUGGUUAUUCUUUCAGUGUUUCUGUGCUAUAGGUUUAUUUUAUUGUGCCCACUGGCAGACCUAUGUGUCGGGCACAUUGCGUUUUGGCAAAAUCGAUGUUACUGAAGCUCAAUUUACCAUUAUCGGUAUACACAUGAUAUCGUUUUUCUUUGGCCCCGAAAUCUGGAUGACCAAGCUACCCAUUAUUGGCUACAAUAAAAAUUAUAUCAUAUUGUGUGGUAUUACCAUUUGUUAUUUCGUUAAUUUUGUGAAUUUUUGCAAAAUGUUCCUUGAAGGAGGCAGUGGCAAAAAUGGCUCGUCAGUUGCUCUGUCGUUUAUUGGCUGUGAGUUGCGCAUACUGCCUUUAUAUUUUGCCUUUGGCAUUGAUCUUUUGUUAGCGUUACGUUAUGCCAAAGUAAUAAUGACUGAAGGAUGUGGCAAAAAUGGAUCUUCAGUGGCUGGCACCAGUGUUUUGUCACCCAGCAUACCAUUGACCUUGGUAGUGCUACCCGCAUUUAUAAUUGCUCAAAAAUCUCCAGAAAAUAUUUUCACCGAACAUUCGGCGCUCUAUAUUAUUGCAUUUGGCAUGGUGGCGGCAAAAGUGACCAAUAAAUUGGUGAUUGCCCACAUGACCAAAGCUGAAAUGGAAUAUUUGGAUUGGUCUCUCUUGGGACCCGGUUUAUUGUUCCUGAAUCAAUAUUUCAAUUGUGUGGUGCCAGAAAUUUGGUUGCUAUGGUUUACACUGAUUUGGGGUACACAGGAUCUUGUGAGAUAUUGUUCACAGGUUUGCCUUGAAAUCUGUGCCCAUUUGAAUAUCCAACUAUUCACCAUACCCUAUCCACCCAAGGGUGUUAAAGCUCAAACCUCAUCAUCAUCAUCGUCCAAGGGAGGCCAAUCAGCCGCGGCGGGGGGUAAAAACAAAAACGUACAAACUGUCAAUCAAGGUACUAAUCCUCCGGUCAAACACAAAAAGAAAUCGAACAACAACAGCACCACCAAUCAUCUGUGGGAGGCCAAAGAUGAUCUAAAUGGACUCUGA
Messenger RNA from Musca vetustissima, 1451 nucleotides. RefSeq names its product cholinephosphotransferase 1 (gene bbc). NCBI's taxonomy places the organism in Eukaryota, Metazoa, Arthropoda, Insecta, Diptera, Muscidae. Gene Ontology annotation, cellular component: Golgi apparatus; endoplasmic reticulum membrane. The record is from RefSeq and is a predicted model, not a curated record. Gene Ontology annotation, molecular function: ethanolaminephosphotransferase activity; diacylglycerol cholinephosphotransferase activity. Gene Ontology annotation, biological process: phosphatidylethanolamine biosynthetic process. The transcript is spliced from 8 exons. Bases 84 to 1451 code for a protein of 455 amino acids.